UCCGAGUCGUAAAGUCAGUUGACCAACUCGUGUUGUCCCGGCGGUCGGCCUGGAUUUCUCCUGCCGCUCACAAGUCGCUUUUUCUUCGCGUCGGAUUCGUGUCGUUUUCGCUGAGUGCUUGUUGUGAUUGUGAUACGUCCUUCUACCCGCUCGACGUACGUUGACUCUGUUCCGAAUCUCAAAACAACGGAUCAAAAUUUACGCACUACAAAUUUCCCCACGUUACAGUGCGUUCAAAAUAAACCAGUUCUGUCACGUCAACUUAAAAAAAAAUCACCCCCUGAGUUUCCCAUCUCUGCAAGCACUUAGUUCCAGUAACUCUUCGAUUCGAAGUCUCACCAUCCCAUUUCUCGGACGUUAAUCACAGCUUCAAAGAGUAGUUCCCUCUGAAUUCCAUCGAAGCCAGUUUCAAAAAUUAUUCACAAAAUUCGGAAAUCGUUAUUUCGACGCGCCGCGGUUGUCCAAAUUCAUUCGAGUGAUCGAUAACGUCCCCACGUUGCCAAAUCGGAUGCGAAUUUCCUGAAGUGCGGUUGUGAUGUCGAUCCGCGUGCGGCGGUGAUGUGCCAGUGUUAGUGACGUCCGUGUGAGUGUGUGUGAAUGUGAGCCCCGAUAUUCGUCCCCCGCUCCGAAGCCGCAGCCGCCAAGAUGACGCAGACGAGAACGAUCCUCAUGCAGAUGCCCUCGGCGAUCCCUAUCGACAUCUCCUUCAAAGAGGUCACUUUCACCGUCAAAGAUGGAUUUGGAAAAGAAAAGAAAAGGAUAUUGAAAGGUGUAUCGGGUCGAUUUCAGUCAGGAGAACUCACAGCUAUCAUGGGCCCAUCCGGGGCCGGCAAAUCUUCCCUACUCAACGUUCUUACCGGUUUCAACACAGACGGAAUGAUCGGAUCGAUCUACACAAGCAGUCGAAACGCGGACAAAUGUCAGCGGCUCAACAGGAAAGAGUCGUGCUAUAUCAUGCAGGAUGACAAACUCUGUCCACUUUUCACCGUCUACGAAACCAUGAAAAUGGCCGCCGAUCUCAAACUCGGAACUUCUCUCUCCGAGAAAGCAAAAGUCCUAGUGAUAGAAGACGUUUUAGAAACGAUAGGAUUACAAAUGUGUAGGCACACUAAAUGCGGCAGACUUUCCGGUGGCCAAAAGAAACGUUUAUCUAUAGCUCUGGAGCUCAUCGAUAAUCCCCCUGUCAUGUUCUUAGACGAGCCAACAACGGGUCUGGACAGCAUCAGCGCACACCAGUGCAUCUCGAUGCUGCGCGGCCUGGCACGCGGUGGACGAACGAUCGUGUGCACGAUCCACCAGCCGAGCGCGAGCGUCUACGAGAUGUUCGACCAUGUCUACGUCAUCGCCGACGGCCUUUGCGUCUACCAGGGCUCGGCCAUCAACACCGUGCCCUACCUCAGAAACCUCGGCCUCAGUUGCCCCCAGUACCACAACCCCGCCGACUUCUUGCUAGAAUGUGUGACCGGUGAAUACGGACAGUUCCGAGACGAGUUAGUUCUAGCAGCGAAAGAUAUGUCGUGGAGGUGUUUGCCGCCAGCGGUAGAUAUUAACAGCAAUACGAACGGAACCAAUGGACUCAAAGAAAGUAUGUAUCCAAUACCCAAAAAAUCAAGCAAAACAAUGGUUCUGAUCAAUCCACCCAGCGAGUGGGCCAGGUUUAAUAUUCUUUUCUUCCGAUCCCUACUUCAACUUUAUCGAGAUUGGACCUCGACGCACAUUAAAAUCGUGCUCCAUACGGCGGUCGGCAUUCUCCUCGGAUUGCUGUACACGAAUGCGGGGAUCGACGGGAGUAAAACAAUAAGCAAUGUCGGAUUUUGUAUAGUAUCUCUUGUGUAUUUAUCUUAUACGUCUAUCAUGCCUGCAAUCUUAAAAUUCCCGCAAGAGCUUCAUGUACUGAAGAAAGAGCAAUUUAAUAACUGGUAUCAACUGCGGACGUACUACUUAGCUUUCCUUGCCACGAAUGUUCCUGUCCAGAUGCUAUUCUGUUUCAUUUAUGUGUCGAUAUCUUACUACAUGUCAUCGCAGUUAAUGGUCUGGUCAAGGUUCCUCAUGUAUCUGGCAAUCUGCGAACUAAUUACGCUGCUCUCCGAGGGUUUCGGCCUCAUCCUAGGAACUCUUCUGUCGCCGGUGAACGGGGUGUUCAUCGGCUCGAUUAUGACUUGCGUGGCGAUCCUCUUCGCCGGGUUCCUGGUGCUCUUCUCGCACAUGCCGCGGGUGCUCUACUACGUCUCCUUCGUCUCGUACAUGCGCUACGGGCUGGAAGGCCUCGUCAACUCCGUCUACGGCUUUGGGCGCGGCCCUCUCGAGUGCCCGGAGAUGUACUGCCACUACCGACUCCCCGAGACCGCCUUCGACGAGAUCGGCAUGGUCGACGGACGCUACUGGCCCAACGUCGCCGCCCUCACCCUCUUCCUCCUCAUGGUCACCAUCGCCAGCUUCUUCUCCCUCAAGAAGAGCCUCCGCUCCCACUAGCCGACAGCCGCCCUAUCCCUAAUGCCCCCGUUUAUCACCAGCGCUCACAUUCCAUGGCCCUCAAAAGUUCCGGGAUUCGGAACUGUUUGGUUCCGGUCUCUGUGAAGUUCCGGAAAAUGCAGAGAUCAGAGACAUUUCGGGAAUUUCAGAAAUUCCGGGGAAAAUUCCGGAUUUCGGGACUAGCUCCGGGAAAUGGGGGCACUUUUUGUUAACCGCUUUGGCUCCAGCGAGAAGAAGAGUUCUUUCUUACGCAGAUCGACAAGUUAAAGGUGAAUUUCAGGCCUCCCUCAUGCACUCAUCGUGAUUUUUUAGCCAUUUUCCUCUCAAACGAACUCUUGUUUUCGCUGUAGACUAAAGUGUGCAACAUACUCAUUGAAAAAAGCUCAUAUAUCAAACUACUCUAUGAAUCCGAUCAGGCUUGAGGCAGUCUAACACCCGCUUUCUUGAGAUAAAAACUGGUGUCAGUUUGAUGUCAGUAUAUUAUCAAACUGUCGAACUGGCGUCAGUCUAACAUGAAUACGAUAGCAAUCUGACGUCAGUCUGCCAUUAGUGUGAUAUCAUACUAACGUCAGCACGACAACUUUAUGCUGUCAUUUACCACAUGCGGCAUUGCAAGGGGCAAAAUAUUUCGCUUCAUUUGUGGGUGACCGCAUAGCCAUCAAAAAAAGAAAAACCGACGAAUCUACCGAAAAUCUUAAGGUAUCCUAUGUCAAGUGCAAUGUGUAAAAUAGUAAUUGAUAGGUGUUAGCUUUUUAUGGUGAAUUCUGUUCGUCGUCCAUUCUCUUUUCAUCAAAAUCAGACCAGAGAUCUGUCAUCCAUCAAUUAAGCACGAGUCCGUGCUUCUUGCUUAACCUGUGAAUGAGACUUCUUGAUUUGAGGCUCCCAGUUAAAUAAAUUGUGCGCAGCGUUUGAGUUUUGGCUAAAAUAUUGAAUUUAAUCAGCCAACCAACCAUUAUAUAGGUAACCGUAACUUUUUGCUGAUUCGUUUGAAUAAGAUUACGGGUUUCAGGAAUGCUUCUUAAAAUGUUUUCAGUCUACAUUCCGAUUGAAACAUUUCGAUCAUCACAAACGCUGCAGAAUUGGGAACGCUUCUAUGAGAGCACUUAAUUUAAGCUUUCAAUAUUCCCCCAAGUUGUUUCAAUAAUUUUAGAUGUUAUGUCUCUAACGAUCUCUAGAUUUCGUAGAUAAAUUUUUCUUACCUACCAAUUUGAAUGCAUCCUCCCAAAUUGAUGAUUCAGUGAAGAGGAAAAAAUUAAGGAAUGCUUUCAUGUCACAAUUUGAAGGGCAAGAUAGGCCAUGCAUCUCUUUCAAAUCGUAUUUUGUUGUGUUUUAUGCUCUACUUAAAUUUUCAUGAGUAUAGGUUUAUUAACUUCGAAAUGCAGUCUUGAAAUGCAUUUUAUCAUGAAAAUUUCUGGGAAAUAAUGCCCUUCAAUUCUGAAAUGUUAGGUAUUUCAUUGUAUCAUACUUACUUUGUCCGGACGAUAGCUCAGAAAAUAUUUCAACUGCAAAAAAUACGGUUCUUUCUGUAGCGAUCUUGACACUCCAGCGUCCUGUAUCUAUGAUUAUACCAAAUUGAAAUAUUUUGUAUAGAGAUAUUGAAAAAUAACUGCGUUUAUUUUCCUAUUCAUUCACGACUCUCAAGAUUAUAACCAUAUUUAUUGAUUGCCUUCUUAGAGAGAUAGUGAAAAAAGAUAAAUUCAGAUAAACUGUCAUCCCUUUGCUUCAACAUCGUAAGUUUAAGGUAGAAUUAAAUAGGUUUUCAAACAUAUCAUCCUGACUCGAAAUGAAACUGAGUGAAUGUUAAAAAGUUUGUACAGAUGUAGAUGUAAGAUUUGACUCAUUUAUAGUUACCUACCUGCUAAAGUUACUAAGCUCAUAAGACUCUGCCUUUUUUCCUGCCCCCAGUAUUACCUGCAGUGUCAAAGGAUUCUUGCCAUUCUGAAAUCAUCUGCUAUAAUAAUUAGUGUAGGUAAUAAUGUACAGUUUUUCUGUUGAAACCUUGCUUAGGAGUAGAUAUGAUUCCAUUUAACAGAUGUACUUUGCGCAUGUCGCGCACAUUCGGUUGGAUGCGCGCAUUAAAAUGUGCGCAUCCAACCGAACCUAUACUUCUAUCUUUUUAUAUUUAUUUAAUCCCCCCCUUUCCCCCUUAAAAUCAACUUUUAUACAUUGUUUUGAGGUUCAGCGCUAUAAGACGACAAACUAUCGCGGGAACCUCACCCAAAACUACUUAUAAGCUAGGUUUCAUGAUUUGCAUUUCUAUUUUUGUACAAAAGUAUCUGCACCUGCGUGUCAAAGAAAGGAGAGAAACCUUUUUCUAUUUAAUAUUUGUAAAUAAAAUAUUCUUCCUUGUUUUUUA
Bemisia tabaci is the source of this 4828-nucleotide messenger RNA. Lineage: Eukaryota; Metazoa; Arthropoda; Insecta; Hemiptera; Aleyrodidae. The record is from RefSeq and is a predicted model, not a curated record.